GGCAAACUCUAGUGGCCGUAGCCGUAGCCCGCCAGUAGGGCUGUCUGCUGCUGCUGUGGACUUUGAUAGCAGCGCCCCCUAUAUAAAGCCGGCACUCGGUGGUGAAGGAGCGCAUUAGCACCGGCACCCCGGCAAGGAAUAGUUCGAUACCAAGGGAUCCCCUCCGUCGAAUCCUCUUUUUUACUUUUACGUUUCGCUCGUCUCAAGAAAACUACCCUAAAACAAAAUGUGCGACGAUGAAGUAGCAGCGUUGGUUGUUGACAACGGAUCCGGUAUGUGCAAGGCUGGAUUCGCCGGAGAUGACGCCCCUCGCGCCGUCUUCCCAUCCAUUGUCGGCCGCCCCCGUUACCAGGGCAUCAUGGUCGGUAUGGGUCAGAAGGACUCGUACGUCGGUGACGAGGCUCAAUCCAAACGUGGUAUCUUGACCGUCAAGUACCCGAUCGAGCACGGCAUCGUCACCAACUGGGAUGACAUGGAAAAGAUCUGGCACCACACCUUCUACAAUGAGUUGCGUGUCGCCCCAGAGGAACACCCCGUCCUCCUCACUGAAGCUCCCCUCAACCCCAAGGCUAACCGUGAGAAGAUGACCCAGAUCAUGUUCGAGACUUUCAACACACCCGCCAUGUACGUUGCCAUCCAAGCCGUGCUCUCCCUGUACGCUUCCGGUCGUACCACCGGUAUCGUGCUGGAUUCCGGUGAUGGUGUCUCCCACACCGUCCCCAUUUACGAAGGUUACGCCCUUCCUCACGCUAUCCUGCGUCUGGAUCUCGCUGGCCGUGAUCUGACCGAUUACUUGAUGAAGAUCCUGACUGAACGCGGUUACUCGUUCACCACCACCGCCGAGCGUGAAAUCGUUCGCGACAUCAAGGAGAAGCUCUGCUACGUCGCCCUCGACUUUGAACAGGAGAUGGCCACCGCCGCCUCCUCCACCUCGCUGGAAAAGUCGUACGAGCUUCCCGACGGUCAGGUCAUCACCAUCGGCAAUGAGCGAUUCCGUUGCCCCGAGGCUCUCUUCCAGCCCAGCUUCUUGGGUAUGGAGUCUUGCGGCAUCCACGAGACCACCUACAACUCGAUCAUGAAGUGCGACGUCGACAUCCGUAAGGAUCUGUACGCCAACACUGUCCUGUCUGGAGGUACCACCAUGUACCCAGGCAUUGCUGACCGCAUGCAGAAGGAAAUCACCGCCUUGGCUCCAUCCACCAUGAAGAUCAAGAUCAUUGCUCCCCCCGAGCGCAAGUAUUCCGUCUGGAUCGGUGGCUCCAUCUUGGCCUCUCUGUCCACCUUCCAACAGAUGUGGAUUUCCAAACAAGAGUACGACGAGUCCGGACCUUCCAUCGUCCACAGGAAAUGCUUUUAAACAAUUCCACAAGCACAAGAAAACGAGCAA
Daphnia pulicaria is the source of this 1387-nucleotide messenger RNA. RefSeq names its product actin, clone 403-like. Bases 227 to 1357 code for a protein of 376 amino acids. Gene Ontology annotation, biological process: mitotic cytokinesis. The record is from RefSeq and is a predicted model, not a curated record. Lineage: Eukaryota; Metazoa; Arthropoda; Branchiopoda; Diplostraca; Daphniidae. The transcript is spliced from 4 exons.